Emys orbicularis (European pond turtle) is the source of this 1560-nucleotide messenger RNA. It is a transcript of the gene RBBP5, whose product is annotated as RB binding protein 5, histone lysine methyltransferase complex subunit. The transcript is spliced from 14 exons. Lineage: Eukaryota; Metazoa; Chordata; Testudines; Emydidae. Gene Ontology annotation, cellular component: Set1C/COMPASS complex. The record is from RefSeq and is a predicted model, not a curated record. Gene Ontology annotation, molecular function: protein binding. The coding region runs from base 24 to 1526 and encodes 500 amino acids.
GACGGAGCGAGACAGCGGCCAAGAUGAACCUGGAGCUGCUCGAGUCCUUUGGACAGAACUAUCCUGAGGAGGCCGAUGGGACGCUGGACUGUAUCAGUAUGGCUUUGACGUGUACCUUUAACAGGUGGGGCACUCUGCUUGCAGUGGGCUGUAACGAUGGCCGCAUUGUCAUCUGGGACUUCUUGACGAGAGGCAUAGCCAAAAUCAUAAGUGCCCAUAUCCACCCUGUCUGUUCUUUAUGCUGGAGUCGAGAUGGUCACAAAUUGGUGAGUGCUUCAACUGAUAACAUCGUAUCACAGUGGGAUGUUCUGUCUGGAGACUGUGACCAGAGGUUUCGGUUCCCUUCACCCAUCUUGAAAGUUCAGUAUCACCCCCGAGACCAAAACAGGGUUUUGGUGUGUCCCAUGAAAUCUGCACCAGUGAUGCUAACGCUGUCUGAUUCAAAACAUGUUGUUCUACCUGUGGAUGAUGACUCCGAUCUGAAUGUGGUGGCCUCUUUCGACAGGCGAGGGGAAUAUAUCUAUACAGGCAAUGCCAAGGGGAAGAUCUUGGUCUUAAAAACAGAUACUCAGGAUCUGGUUGCUUCCUUCAGAGUAACAACUGGAACCAGCAAUACCACAGCUAUUAAAUCAAUAGAAUUUGCCCGGAAAGGAAGCUGCUUUUUAAUAAACACAGCUGACCGAAUAAUCAGGGUAUAUGAUGGUCGGGAAAUACUAACCUGUGGGCGAGAUGGAGAGCCUGAGCCAAUGCAGAAGCUUCAGGAUUUAGUAAACAGGACACCAUGGAAGAAGUGCUGUUUCUCUGGGGAUGGGGAGUACAUAGUGGCAGGAUCAGCACGGCAGCAUGCUCUGUACAUCUGGGAGAAGAGCAUUGGAAACCUAGUGAAAAUCCUCCAUGGAACCAGAGGGGAGCUGUUGUUAGAUGUAGCAUGGCAUCCUGUCCGACCAAUCAUCGCUUCCAUUUCCAGUGGUGUUGUGUCAAUAUGGGCUCAGAAUCAAGUGGAAAACUGGAGUGCCUUUGCCCCUGACUUUAAAGAGUUGGAUGAAAACGUAGAGUAUGAAGAGAGGGAGUCAGAGUUUGACAUUGAGGAUGAAGAUAAGAGUGAGCCAGAGCAGACAGGUGCUGAUGCUGCAGAGGAUGAGGAAGUGGAUGUAACCAGUGUAGAUCCUAUUGCUGCCUUCUGUAGCAGCGAUGAAGAACUGGAGGACUCCAAGGCAUUGCUGUAUUUACCUAUUGCUCCUGAAGUGGAAGACCCAGAAGAAAACCCUUAUGGACCCCCACCUGAUGCUGUCCAGACCUCCCUAACUGAUGAGGGAAUAGGCUCCGAGAAGAAGAGGCAGUCGUCAUCUGAUGGACCUCAGCCACCAAAGAAGAAACCCAAAAUGACCAACAUUGAACUGCAAGGAGUGCCUAAUGAUGAAGUCCAUCCGCUGCUGGGUGUGAAGGGAGAUGGUAAAUCCAAGAAGAAGCAAGCAGGCAGGCCUAAAGGAUCAAAAGCAGGUGGUGCAAUCUCAGAACUGUUAUGAAGACAUUCUGCUUUCUCUUCCUCUGUUCUUUCCU